AUGCUAAUGAGGUGGGCGGUCCUAACCUCAGUCUGAAGCAGGAUUCGCCAAUUGUUGGAGCCAGGCAGAAGCAAUAGAUUCGUGGCAAGUCACAUCUGUACAUUCUGUGUACAUUGUCGGCAACUCGCUAAUAAUGGCUUCGGCUGGAAGGGCGCUGGCAGACCUUCUGCGGGAUGCGGCUAACCAGCUUGAAAACUCACCAAGGACCGCUAACGCGCCAGUUUCGUCUCCUCCUCCUCAUCCGUUACAUAACGGGACUCCCAGACACCCAGUGGACGCCGAAGUUUCAAGACUGUUUGGCCCCUACAUGGGAGGGAGGAGGACGGCAGGGCGGCAAACCCUUUCUGGUCCUGCACACCUGCAUUCUUAUACCCAUUUAUUCUGUUGCCUUGAGGACAAGAAUGCAGCCUUAGUCCCCAACCGAUACGCCAAAGAAAGACUCGCUGCUGCUGGCUUUGGUGAAAAACGGCUCACAUUUAAAGGUCUGUCAGUCAUUAGAAUGACGAUUAUCAAUCGCUCUUUCCUUUUCUGUCUAUUUUUUAUGGUAAAUGUACAUUUGUGAUAUAUAAAUAUAUUGAGUUACCCUUACAAUCAUAACAUUAUCUUUAUGUUAGAUCUCUUAUGUGUAUCAUCUAUUUCUAGGCAGCCAUACAGAUUCAAAUGAAUUCCUCGAAUUCUUGAUGGAUGCCUAUCCAAAACUGCGGAACGGUGGCGGUUUCGAGUUGCUAAAAAUAUCUGGCACUACGAGAAGUCGCCACUUGAUUGUGAUCCCCUGUCCCAAUGAGGGUUACUAUGUCAGAUAUUUGAAGGACCCUCAGACCCAGAUUGGCCAUUCUACGGUUUUCAUUAGACCAAUGCAAAGAACCCUGAAUUUGGACCCUGCAUGUCGAUCAGAAGGCGACAACGUGUUAAUUGGACCAAAUCAGAAUCAUCUGUGGAGAGGAGUUCCCCUUUUCCAGAAUCAAGGAUCACAGCAAUAACUGCACGAGACCAUCACAGAGCAGCGGUGAGGUACAGAUUGAGUUGACAACUGAAAGGGCCUCCGGAAGUCAAGUUAGAUUUGAAAGCACGUUCACAGGAGCACAGGGAAAUGAGACAACAAGGGCCAGGAACACAAGACACUCGGUGCCACCUCAGGAAAUGUUGCCUUCUCCUGAGGUAGUUGACAUCGAUCCCACUGAGGAAAGUGGCUUCUCUGAUUGGAGAAUAGCACCAGAUCCCACAGAGGCAGCAAAGAUGUUUAAAGAAGACAUUUUAAGCCAGCAUGCAACUGGAAAAUCCUUGUGUCUUACUAUGGAUCUUGGAGACAGUGCAGCGGAAAGGGAAAGAGCAGUCCUUACUUUUUAUAAGAAGGCAAAUGUUGAGUGGGCUUGCCCCUUGACAUGCACACUUAAGGGAGAUCCAGCCAUUGGUGAUGGUGUGACUCGGCAUUUCUUUGCAACCAUCAUGUCAAAACUUCAGGCUGGUUUUGAGAUGAAGUUUGUGCCUGGAGGAACUCUUCUUUUUGAAGGAGAACAAGAUCAUCUGAUUCCCUCCACUUCUCAUCUCCUUUUGGAGAGUGACUUCUUUGUUGUUGCUGGCCGAAUGAUUGGACAUUCAUUCCUCCAUGAUGGGCCAUGCCUAGGUGGACUGAGCCCAGCUGUCCUGCAUGUGCUCUUUGGUGGAUCCCCAGAAGAAGCCACAAUAGAUAUUAAGGACUGUGUUGACCUUGAUAUCCGUGAGACAAUCAAGUUGCUGGAGGGAACAGCAGAGUUAUCAUCAGAAGAAAAAAAGCUCAUCAAUGAGUUGGCACUGUCCUGGGAUUUGCCUCUAGUCACAUGUGACAACAGGAGAUGGCUAUUUGAUAAACUGAUCCUCCAUGCUGUCCUUGGAAGAACCUCCAGACAAGUCAAGCAGUUACGAAGGGGUUUAAAAGAGACACUGAUCUGGCCUCUGCUGACGGAGAGGAAAGACACGAUUCCCCUUCUCUUUCCAAGAGCAUCUGAUUUGCAGUGCACACCACGGAUGGUGUUGGAGAAGAUAAACUGGCCCACACAGGAUGAGGAUGAAGACAGUGAAGUCUCUUUGGAGGAUUCCUGUAGGCUCACAGGAUUCCUGCGCACAUUUAUUGAGAUGGCAUCUCCCGUUAUCCUUGGGAAACUUGUGCAGUUCUGGAUAGGAUGGAAUGUGCUUCCUAGACAUGGCCUGGAUGUGACCGUGGUGGAGAGCAACUUCCCCAGCUCUUCCACAUGCUUUCACCAGCUGAAACUUCCAGGACAUUACAAAGAGUACUGUAUGUUUGAAAGGGACAUUCUUGCUGCUAUUUGGAGCACUGAAACUGGGUUCGGGAUGGUCUGAAGAGACGGACACACCUUAGUACUAGAUUUGUUGUCUUUUGUUUGGCCGGCCAAAAAUGUAUGUUUUCAGAGAGGAAAAAAAACUCAGUUAAUGCCUAUACUCCGGCCAGUUUGUGUAACACUGAAAAUAUAUAAAGAUAAACAUGCUUUCCUUGUUAUUGCACAUAACAAAGAAAGCAUGUUUAUCUUUAUAUAUUUUCAAAGUUUUAAAUUGAUAUUCGUUACAAAAUGUUCAUUAACUGUAACAAAUGUAUAUUUCUUGAUGCAUUACAGUAAGUGUUGAUUCACAACAAGCAUAUGUUCAGUGCAACACAUGUUUCAAAUGACUACUGAACGUAACUUCAUUACCAUCUAAUUUUUAUUGUAUUAAAAUCGAAAUAUACUGAAUCUUG
This is a messenger RNA of Gymnodraco acuticeps, 2728 nucleotides long. RefSeq lists its product as uncharacterized. Gene Ontology annotation, molecular function: ubiquitin-protein transferase activity. The transcript is spliced from 12 exons. The record is from RefSeq and is a predicted model, not a curated record. Lineage: Eukaryota; Metazoa; Chordata; Actinopteri; Perciformes; Bathydraconidae. The coding region runs from base 1141 to 2337 and encodes 398 amino acids.